Molecule: messenger RNA, 2728 nt
Organism: Aethalodelphis obliquidens (Pacific white-sided dolphin)
Lineage: Eukaryota; Metazoa; Chordata; Mammalia; Artiodactyla; Delphinidae
Gene: CUNH3orf80
Product: chromosome unknown C3orf80 homolog
Exons: 1
Coding region: 1-738 (245 amino acids)
Source: RefSeq, a predicted model, not a curated record
AUGUGGGGACCCGGGGUCACGGCCGAGGGCCUGUCGGUGGCGCCGGCGCCGCCACCGCUGCUGCUGCUGCUGCUACUGCUGGCGCUGGCGCUGGUGGCGCCCUCGCGGGGCGGCGGGGGCUGCGCGGAGCUGGCGUGCGGCGAGCGGGAGCGCUGCUGCGACGCGGCCAACGCCACCGCGGUGCGCUGCUGCAAGCUGCCGCUGCACGCUUUCCUCGACAACGUGGGCUGGUUCGUCCGCAAGCUCUCCGGGCUACUCAUCCUGCUGGUGCUCUUCGCCAUCGGCUACUUCUUGCAGCGCAUCAUUUGCCCCAGCCCACGCAGGUACCCGCGCGGGCAGGCGCGGCCGGGGCCACCGGGGGGCGCCGGGCAGCCGGGGGCCGCGGGGCCGCCCGACGACGACGACGACGACUCGCCCGCGCUGCUGCGGGACGAGGCGGCCGCCGGCUCUCAAGACUCGCUGCUGGACAGUGGAGGCGGUGGCCGGGGCCGGGCAGGCGGCGGGCGCUUGGCCCCUUCCUGCGCCUCGGAGCACGAGCUGCGCGUAGUCUCGCCGGUCUUCCUGCAGCUGCCCAGCUACGAGGAGGUCAAGUACCUGCCAACCUACGAGGAGUCCAUGCGGCUGCAGCAGUUCAGUCCCGGGGAGGUCGUGUUGCCCGUGUCGGUGCUCGGCCGCCCGCGAGGUGGAGGCGCCGGGGAGUCCGACGGCGGCGCCGAGCGCCGCUUCCCGCUCAUCUGAGCGCCCGGGGCCUUGCGAGGACCACGCGGACAGAACCAGGCCGGGGGCUACGGGUGGGACGCAAGGCCGGGGUGGCCGCGGCCGCCGCCGCCAGUUGCCUCAGACCCCGCCUGUCGCCCGGAGACUGGGUUGGGGCCAUCCCCACCCCCGCCUCCCCCGGGAUGUUAAGUUUCCCUACGUUUCAUUCGGUUCAAGGAAACGUUAGGCAAGCGCGGCGGGGGCGACAGCAGCAGACGAGGCCAGAGCGCAACUUUGGAGAACGUCCCCGCCCUAAGCCUCGCCUCGGCUUGAGUUCACUUGUAAGUGCCUGCUUCCCGAAUCAGAGAACAUAUGAGCUUCGGGGGAAGGGCAGUAACCUUUAGGGAUGAAGCGAGAGGGACGCAGUUGCACUCCUUUCCCUCUCGCCUGGACAGGUCAAGGUCUCCCAGCAUGGGCGGAGGGCGAGGAGGUGAGCCAUGACUGGAGACUGAUGCGCGCGGGUCUGGGAGAGCAGCACCUAGGUAUGGUCGAAUCCCUCCCUUGCGGAGAACCCAAGAAAACCCUUCCGUGUCUUCCUGGCCAAGCACAGUCACAGUUCACAGAUUGGUGGGGGGAGAGCCGUGAUAUCCGGUUAGUUGCCGUACUUAUGCAGCAAUUACGCGUAUCCAGGACCAUACUCGUAAUAAGGUACAGUUGAACUUUUGAUUUUUCAAUAACUGAGAAGAUAUUUAUAUUUAUUUGUCCUUUAUUUUUAUAUUUUUACCAUGUAUUAAAUAAACGCAUUCGGAGGGUAUCUCCACAGUUAAUGACAAGAUAAUCAUCUUAGCACCUUUUUUAGGCCUUAAUGGCCCAGAAAUUGUCUACACUGUAUCAUUACUGUUUAAUAAAAUGUUGGACAUUAUUUCAUUUACAAUGGGAAAAAGAAGAGGCAUGGUCAAACGAGAAAACAUAUGUGAUUAAAAACAUGAAGGAUACCUUAUUUUCACUAUUUAAGAAGAAUAUAUUUUAUUUUUAGUACUGUGGCAUAAUAUAUAACUUUUUAUAAUAACCAUACAUUAUGUAUGUAGUCAAGGUCAUAGUUAUAUGUAAAAAGCAUUGAUACAUGUAUGCCAUACCACGAAGCAUGAUGUCACGCACUUUUCCCUCCAUUUUCCAUUUGGAAUACACUUCACAACAUUAUGCGAAGAAUAAUUUGUUGUGACUUGUGACUUUUGUUUAAAGCCAUAAUUGUGCAGUAAGGUACUACAGAAGGAUUCAACCUAUCUAAAGAAAAAAACGUGUCGUUGUAUCAGUUCUACCAUUCUGUGAAAUGUCCUUUAAGCAAAUGGUAAUAUAAAGUAAUAUAUUAAAAUGCAUUAUGUAUAAUGUACAUAUGCAUAUCGUCUGUGUACAGUAAACACAUUGUAUAUCAUAUAAUUAUUCCAGUUUGUGAUUAUCAAGAAAGAAAAAGAAGGAAAACAAAUACAAAAGGUCUCUCUUGGGGAAGGAUGAGUAUUACACUGAGAAAAAUUACACAGUGGACCUCACACGUGUAUCUAGACAAGUUGUUCUUAUGAUUGAAAAGUUCUGACAAUCCUGAGAAAUCUUAAAAUAUCUGAAUUGUAUUAGAAGAAAAUGAUUUGAUUACUUUAAACUUUUUAAAGCUGAUUGAAAAAGCCUGACAGUUCUAAGAAAUCUUAAGAUGUCUGAAUUGUAAGAGAAGAGAAUGGUUUACUCUAAACUUCUAAAAGCUAAUGACCCUGUCAUUAAAGAGAACCAUUUGAAGUGUAUUAAAACAGAAAACAUUAAAAUCUUUCUCUGUGCAAACUGUAUUAGAUGUGUGACUAUAUGGUAAUGUAUUAAAAUAUGAAAUGUGUGUCUUUAUCAUUUAAAAGCAAUUUUAAGCUGUGAAUUGGCGAAAGCAUCAGCAGUUGAGACUAUAUCAACUUUUUUGAGAAUGGUACAGGAUUUAAUGAAAUCACAUUAUAUUGAAUAAUCACAAAUGUUAAUGUUACUCAAACACUACAUUUUA